Messenger RNA from Homarus americanus (American lobster), 435 nucleotides. RefSeq lists its product as uncharacterized. NCBI's taxonomy places the organism in Eukaryota, Metazoa, Arthropoda, Malacostraca, Decapoda, Nephropidae. The coding region runs from base 1 to 435 and encodes 144 amino acids. The record is from RefSeq and is a predicted model, not a curated record. The transcript has 2 exons.
AUGACGUCACAAUAUGGUCAGUGUGUCCGCAUAAAGAAGAAAAUCCGAAGCCAGGCCCGUGGCUUCGAAGCUGAAACCGGUGUCAUGCCUCUAACUUUGAAACCGAAGUCGAAGCCAAAAUCCUGGCUUACAGAAGCCAAAGCCGGCUUCAACCCCAUGUCAGCAGAAGUAAAAGAGAGAUGGGCUGAGUACGUAGAAGAACUAUACAAUGAUAAGGAUAAAGUAGAGGUAAGAAAGAAAAAGGCAUUAAAGAUCGAAAUGCCAAUACUGGAAACAGAAGUUGAGGCAGCUGUGAGCAAACUGAAACAUGAUGAAGUUUGUAGGGUUGAUCAGCUUCCAGCAGAAAUUAUAAAACAAAUGAACAAGAAUGGGAUAAAACGUUUCACUAAAAUAUGUGAUUCUAUGUACUUCAAAAUAAUGAGGCCUUCCCAGUGA